Messenger RNA from Myripristis murdjan (pinecone soldierfish), 1468 nucleotides. It is a transcript of the gene tmem129, whose product is annotated as transmembrane protein 129, E3 ubiquitin protein ligase. Gene Ontology annotation, cellular component: membrane; endoplasmic reticulum. NCBI's taxonomy places the organism in Eukaryota, Metazoa, Chordata, Actinopteri, Holocentriformes, Holocentridae. The coding region runs from base 52 to 1152 and encodes 366 amino acids. Gene Ontology annotation, molecular function: ubiquitin protein ligase activity. Gene Ontology annotation, biological process: protein ubiquitination. The transcript has 7 exons. The record is from RefSeq and is a predicted model, not a curated record.
CAUAAACAUAGGCUGUAAUAAUUGUACACUGGCAGCUAAUGUAGUUUUACCAUGGACAGUCCAGAAGUAACGUUCACUUUGGCCUACAUAGUGUUCGCCAUUUGUUUCGUGUUCACGCCUGACGAGUUCCGCUCGGCCGGGUUAACAGUGCAGCACCUGUUCUCGUCCUGGCUGGGAAGUGAGGAUGUGGGUUUCAUCCAGUACCACGUCAAGAGGACCAGCAUUACCAUACUGGUCCACUCUGCACUGCCUCUGGGUUACUACAUGGGGAUGUGUAUCGCUGCUCCUGAAAAAAACCUGGGAUAUAUCCACCAGUUGAGUGACAGCUGGCGAGCCUUCCUCCUCCUGUCCUUUUGCCUCCAGUUGGCAAGCUGGACGCUUAUCAUCUACUGGUCCCACCUCCACUGGUCCAAUCAUCCAAUUAGCAGGGCCCUGCAGGCUCAUGCCUUUCCCCCCUACUCUGGUUGGGGCACUGUGGCAACAAGCAUUAACACAGAGUUCAGGCAGAUAGAUAAGUUUGCCACUGGAGCUCCUGGAGCAAGAGUUAUUAUUACCGAUACCUGGGUGUUAAAGGUUACCACAUAUCACGUCUAUGUGGCAUUACAGAAUGACAGUCAUCUGACAGUGACAGAGUCCAGACAACAUCAGCUGAGUCCAGAGUCAGCAUCACCCACACAGAUUCUGACCCUCAGAGUGGAGAGUAUCAAUCCUAAUGUCAGAGCAUUUGAUAUCAGGCUGAAUUCUACAGAAUAUGCAGAGCUGCGGGAGAAACUCCAUGCUCCCAUUAGAAAUGCUGCCAAUGUUGUGAUUCACCAAACUAUCAGUGAUCUCUUCCUGGAAACAUUCAAAGCUCAGGUGGAACUCAAUCAACCGUAUAUGCUCCCUAGUGGACAGGACUUGGAGCCUUGUAUCGGCUGUAUGCAGUUUCCAGCAGGCGCCAAGCUGAUCAGACUCUGUUGUGAAGAUGAUGGUGAUAAUGAUUCAGAGUGCCAGCCGUGUUUCUGCAGACCCAUGUGGUGUUUGUCCUGUUUGGGUCGGUGGUUUGCCAGCCGGCAGGACCAGCAAAGACCUGAGACCUGGUUGGCCAGCAAAGUCCCCUGCCCUACUUGUAGAGCCAGAUUCUGUAUACUGGAUGUCUGUCUGGUUCACUAGCAACAUACACACACACGUAUCCAAACACUGUCUAAUCAUUAACUCCUUCCAGUAGAAAGAAUGUCAUCACUUCCAGUGUGGUUAAGAGGUUACACUGACUUUCGGGUUCUUAUCCAUGUAGUGGUAUUUGCUGCUCCGUAUGAGGGCAAUAGAUCCUCCAAGUCAGAUCAGGCACAGCGCCUAGGGCCCUGCCUUCCUUGAUAGGGUCACCACAACUGAUCUUUUUUUUUUGGAAAACACAGAUAAUCCUUGGAAAAAAUGAGAAAAUUCACCUCAUUUUUUUCAACAUGGGGAAAAGGCAAUGAGAAAUUUAGCA